This is a messenger RNA of Penicillium daleae, 1998 nucleotides long. RefSeq names its product alpha-galactosidase D. The coding region runs from base 1 to 1998 and encodes 665 amino acids. The record is from RefSeq and is a predicted model, not a curated record. Gene Ontology annotation, molecular function: hydrolase activity, hydrolyzing O-glycosyl compounds. The transcript has 5 exons. Gene Ontology annotation, biological process: carbohydrate metabolic process. NCBI's taxonomy places the organism in Eukaryota, Fungi, Ascomycota, Eurotiomycetes, Eurotiales, Aspergillaceae.
AUGUACGGCACAGCAAUCGUUCUGCACACUUUGGUGACGGCGCCUCUGGCCCUUGGGGCUGCUUUGAGACCACGACUUGACAAUGGUGUUGCAAAGACACCUCCGAUGGGGUGGAAUACCUACAACCACUACUCUUGCUCACCCAAUGAGACCAUUGUCAAGUCAAAUGCGAAAGCUCUGGUUGAUCUUGGCCUGGCUGACCUAGGUUAUCGCUAUGUCACGACUGAUUGUGGCUGGACUGUCGCCAAUCGCACUGCGGACGGGUCAUUGACGUGGAACGAGACUCUGUUUCCGAGUGGGUUCCCGGCUCUGGGGGAGUAUAUCCAUGGCCUUGGGUUGUUGUUUGGUGUCUAUGAGGAUGCUGGAAUUCGUUCGUGUCAGACCAAUAUCGAACAGGCGGGUAGUUUAUAUCAUGAAUCUCAGGAUGCUGCACUGUUUACUUCCUGGAAGAUCGAUGCACUAAAAUACGACAAUUGUUUCUCGGAUGCAGCAAGUGGCUAUCCAAAUGUCAACUAUGAGCCAAGCACAUCACCCAGCCCGCGGUAUGCAAACAUGACCAAAGCCCUCGCCGCGCAAAACCGGUCUGUUCUCUUCCAGAUCUGCGAAUGGGGCGUUGACUUCCCGGCUUUAUGGGCACCAGCUCUAGGCCAUACUUGGCGCAUCGGCAACGAUAUCAUCCCAGCUUGGCGGGCUAUCUACCGUACAUUAAACCAGGCUGUCCCGCAGACAUCCUUUGCGGGACCCGGCCAAUGGCCGGAUCUGGAUAUGCUGGAGGUUGGAAAUAACAUUCUUACCACGGCAGAGGAACAAACUCAUUUCUCGCUCUGGGCUAUAUUGAAGAGUCCACUGGUUAUUGGUGGUGCUUUAAAGGAUGAAGUGACUUCGAUGAAUGCUGAGUCACUGGCAAUCUUGUCCAACAAGGAUGUUGUAUCGUUCAAUCAGGACUCGUUGGGUGUCAGUGCCACCCUGAAGCGACGGUGGUCUGAGGAACAGUACGAAGUCUGGAGUGGCCCACUGUCUGGUGGCAGGACUGUUGCCGCACUGAUCAAUUGGGCUGAUGAGUCCCGCGAAUUGACAUUGAACCUCGCAGAUGUGGGAAUCCAGGCUGCUCGCACUUUGAAGGAUAUCUGGGCUGGAAAGACUGUUGGCAAUGUCAAGAGUUCUUAUACAGCUACAGUGGCCGGGCACGGGGUCAUGCUCGUUGAGUUGAGUGAUACGACGGCAGCUGGUACUUACCCAACAGCCAAGUUCGCAACAACAAAAGGAAACUCGGUAACAUUUGGCUCAAUCUAUGCCAACACAACAAGCGCCAAUCACACACUUUUGGUCACAUUCUCGAAGUCAUCGACGAAGGCAACUAGUAUCACCGCUGAAUCCUCAUCCACUAAACAGAAGAGCACAAUCAACGUCGCAGCCUCGAGCAGGACAGCUUCAAGUUCCAUUUCACUAUCCGCCGGUUCUGCAAACACGAUUACCAUCAGCUCAACCCUCCCAAUUGACUCUAUUCGAAUCAAAUCACCGACAGGAACAUACUACCCUUCAACUGCAUUUACCCUCGCUGGGUCUGCGACACUCCUUCAAUGUGGCACCGGCUACUGUCAACCAGUGGGGUCGAAAAUUGGCGACCUCGACAGCACAAACACCGCCAAGAUCACAGUCCCCGCGGCCGUCUCCAGCACUACUUCAUCCAAGUACGUUGAGUUGGACUACAUCAACAACGACAUCGCAUUCUCAACCUCCUGGGGUCUGGGCUCCAAUUCGCGCAAUAUAACUGUCUCGCUGAAUGGGGGAAGUCCCGUCAGACUGGAGGUCCCGCUUUCUGGGCGCCAUAGUGAACUCUUUGGACCUGGACUUGGGUGGUGGGAUACUUCGUCAUUGGGUGUCUUGAUUGAUGGGUGGAAGGAUGGAGACAAUGAGGUCGUUGUUGGUAAUGAGGCUGGAAGUAAUGCUUUCCAGACCUGGGGUGCGGACUUUGUGGGGUUGAGGGUCUUUGAUUAG